ACAAUGCGCCUUCCGCCUACCGACAGAUUUGUUGAUGCUCUUUACCCCAAAGGAUUUCCGUUUAACCAGAUUUCUCCCCCCACCCCGAUUUCAGAAUUGAAAAUGAACGUAACAUGAACACGGGAUUAAAAAGCGCUCCUGUUCUGUACAAAUUGUGGUGACAGACAUGCGCAGAACAGCGUCUGUUCGGAACGUUUCUGUAAAACUUUCAAUGUCUUAGAAGAUCUGAGGCUAACAGCUAGCUGGAAUAAGCUGUCCCCGUCCAAGACGGUGGGAGAAGUAACGAGAUGUUGGUAAAAAGUAAAGUUCUGUCAUUAAUGACAUUCUUUAACUAAACUGUUGAACUUUGAGGUUUGAUUUGUGCUUCAACUGGUGACCGCUGGCUACUGAAUGGAUGAAAGCAACACUCAUGCAGGUUGCUUUCAUGCAUUCACUGCUUUAAAUCCAACCAAAGUUGUUCACCAUCACCUGGAUACGAACAAGAAGAGCUGCACCACCCAGUCAUGAUAGCGACGAGGAAUCAUGUCUCAAUGAGGUAACUGGUCAUGUCACAGUCCCUGCAUCGAGCUGAGAUUCUGUUCAGAAGUACUUUUAAUCCCAGUUUGAAGUGUCUGUUCCAUGUUCCGAGUCAAGAUGAAGAGGAGGAAAACCUUGUUGCGGCUCACAACCUUGUGUCGCGCUCCUCUGCACGACUGCAGCGAAUGCAGCAGCAUCUUCUGACAGUGGUGUUGCAGGGCCCACCGGUGGGAGGGGGCCAGAUGGGAUCCCUACCAGGGCAGUACAGAGCUCUGUGGAGGCUCUUUGAGCAGCGAUCUCUCCUGCUCUUCAUACAUGAAUACACCAGAAGGCUUCGUCUGUCAACAGCUUUCAUAUCCAGACUGAAACACUUGUUGCAGCAUCAGCUCAGAGAACUUCACUUCAUGCAAACUCAGGUCCUACCCGGCUCAUCUUCAUCCAGAAUCAGCCUUGUCUCUCUAAGUCAGGAGUUCCGACUUCAUCUGAACCACUGGAGUUUCUUCAUCAGCCGAGUCCAUUCUGACCACUAUCUGAGACAGGCACUAGUUUCACACACCAAAAUGCUAGAGGAGAUGAAACGGACUCUAAGCCUACUUGGUCUACAGCUUUUAUUCCUAAUGGAGCAAUGUGUAUAUGGUAUUCUGUCUGUUAUUGGGAAGACUGAAUUGGACUUGGUACCCAGAGAUGUUCUGGAGGACAUUUUAUCAGGAACAGACCUGUACAGUCAGGCUGUGGAUGAGUAUAAAGUCCAGCUGAGGGUGUUGGUUUUGCAGGAGGCACAUAAAGUCAAAUUCUUUAGCAGCCUUCCAAAGUUUAUAAGACAGCGUGCUUCUGCUGUGUCAGUCAGAGGUCUGAUGAGUGUCUUGGCUGUCCAUCGGGCAGAAAUGAUUGCCAGACUACUGGAUCUCUGGAUUUCUGAGGAGAGCUGUCAUGUUUGCAAGGUUCAUUGCACUCGCCAAACAUUCUGUGAUGACUUCAGGAGUCCAGAGUCUGAAUGCAGUUGUAGCUUUCCCAAGUGGACCUGGGAACAGUUGUGGCAGACAUAUCUGACUUCCUCUCCUCUUCUCGUCAGUAUUCAGCCUUCUGAGCUGAUGUCACAACAAAUGUCUGAUAACUACUCCCCUAUUUACAGCCCUAAUCGCUCCUUGCAGAGUUCUGCUUUAGAAAUUCAACUCCCUGUUUUGGUGAAACUGUCUUCUUUCCAAACUAAAGAAGAAAGCUCAAGAAAAAACAGACCCAGGCAGAGCCAAACAUGCAUACCUCAGUCUGGACUCACUCAGUUCAGUACAGAGGCAGCUCAGUCUAAACUGGAAGGUUUAGGAAACUGUGACUGUCCUUCACCCUCUGUAGCCACCUCCCAUCAUGCCUCAGCCCUGCCUCCUCCUCAGCUGGACCAGUCCUCGGUAGAACCACUGUUUCAGGUCCUCAUGACCUCUACUGACCUGCUGGCUCCAUUGGCAUUUCAAAGGCCAACAUCAGAAGAAGCAGGUGCUCAGCUCGUCUCGGUCUCAGCUCCUGGUGUGGCUGCUUGGAAGGCUGGAUCAGUCGGUGUAACUGCAGCAGGACAGUUUGAGAUGUUCAGCCAGCAGAACGUCGUUGGGACCAACACACAGGACUGCACCCGGGUCAAAACGACAUCAGGAGCAGAUGCUCCAGAAAGUUCUGGUGUUCUGAGGAAUGAGGACUUGAGGAGAGGAGGCAGAGAUGGAACAAGGUUAAGCACUGUGGAGCCAGAGUGUGUUGGUGGGCCUCACUCUGUGCAGUGGAUGGACAUGAGUCGAUCAGUUCUCCUUGCUGAUCUACUCCAACUCUAUCAGUCUCAGCUGUUGGUCUUCUGCACUAAUGCUCUGCGGCUUAAACUCCACAUAGCAGCAGCAGGAAACGCUGCAGGCAGCAUCAACCUUCAAGAUGAUCAUAGGAGCUUCCAGACCUUGCACAGUGUUACUCAUGCUUUAGAGACAGGUCUGUUUCCAAAGGCGUUCCGAACCAUACUGGAGCACUUCAGGAUGUAUUUGUUUGUCCAGUCAGCACACGCCCACUGGGACUCUGUGGCAUGCAGAGGUUUGGGUUCAGCCCUGAAGGACAAAUGUGUCAGACAUGAGAACAGCAGCUUUGCAGCAGCAACUUCAAACGAAGACGAACGAGUCCUGAUAUCGCAGACAAUGACACACUUCCUCCAGCUGCUCCCUCCACUGCUGUCGUCUCUGUGUUGUUGCCAGUCAAACAGCUCAAUAUGUGAAUCUUUUGGCCUCCUCCUGCCCAGCUGUGUACUGCAGAGAUGGACUGUUGGUUUGCUGUUUGCUUCGAUCCAAAUCUCUACAGUUUGGAUCAUGUCCAAAGCACACCAGUUCCUUUCUUCAUGGAGUCCUAAUAAGUUCCUUCUCGUCACCCAGGGAGAUCUCAGAAUGUUGUUGGAGAGCCUGGAGAAGACAAUUGGUCAGACAAAGUCCCUACUCCUAAGUUCAGACCAUCAUCCCAGUCUGCAGAGCCACAGUCAGCAUCUACAGAAGCACCAACUGGAAGCUCUUGAUCGGGCUACAUGUGAGCUGCAGGCGUUCUCUUCUAUGGUGCUGAGCAACUUCUCGGCUGACUGCAAGCGGCUGUCUGGGGAGAUCUUUGAACGCACCAUGCCUUCUGCAGGAUACUGGAGGCCGAACCAGAGGACGGGUUUUCCCAGGAGUCCCAGUGAAUAUGCAUCUCUGGCAGCUCAGACUGUGAUUGGCCAAGUUCUAGAGGCUGUUGUACCAUUGUCAGAAGAUGCUAACGUCCAAGCACUAAUUAUCACGAUGACAGCUUUCAUGGAGGCAUGGAUGGAGCACAUAUUAAGGCAGAAGAUCAAAUUCAGUCUGCAGGGGGCACUGCAGCUGAAAGAAGACUUUGAUUCUGUCAGGGAGAUGAUCAAGUCUGACAAGUAUGGCCUGUCAGCUGAACUUCACCAGAGACUCCUCAGCCUCAGUGUUUUUCAGCAGGUAGACUCGGCUCUUCUAUGUUUGCUGCAGCAGCCACAGGCCAAGCCAUACCUGCAGCGCCCAGCCUGGGAGUCGUUCACACGCUGCUGUAAGUUCCCCACCUUUCAGUCAAACUGUCCAGUUAAAGGCAGCAGAGACAGCUUGGAUACUGCUGCUGUGGGCAGUAACAUAACCAACCUGGGCUGUGUGGAAGGUGAAGAGCUGACUCAGUCUGAUCAGACUGUCCACCCUCCAGUGGACACGUCUCGCCCUGCAGAGCCUUACCUGGCUUUAAGUACGGUGUUGGGUGCGACCCACCAGGAGUGGUUGGACCUCCGGGUCCAUAGCAGUACUCGUCGCUGGCGACUGCCUGGACUGCAGUGUCUGUCCAAGAUGGAACCCUGAACAGAUCUUAGUCAGGCUCAACAGACUAGCAGAAAAACCAUGCUUUCGUUUCCCUUUGUUCAAUAUUUGCAAAGUUUUCACCUGUUCGUAUCAUCAAAAAUGUAUUUGUAAAUAGAUUUUCACACUUACUGCAUGUGUUUUUUUUAUUUCAAUCUGAUGUAGCCCAGUAAUCCAAGCCUGUAAAUGGUUUUAAUGGAGUUAGUUUGAAGUUCUCCCUCCAGCAGAUGGAGUCCCGUUACUCAUGCUGCCAUCUGGCAGACUGGGAUUUGAAAAGAAAGCUCUGACAUUUGAUUGGGGAGGAAAAGAUGUUAAGAACUAAUCUUGUGGGACUCCUCACUAAUACUACUGUUAUCUAGCUUAAGCAGUUGCUAAAAAAAUGGAGACAGAGUCAGAAAUCCACUGGAGACAAGAAUAGUCUCUAGUGGAUUUCCUUCAUCUGCUUUAAGGACUGACUCCUGUUUCUGUUGUCUGUUUUAUGAACCAGGGUUUCUUUGCAGAUGAUGUGGUUCUGUUGGUGUCUUCCAGUUAUGGCCUCAAGCAUACGCUGGAACUGCUUUGCACUUGUAGAUGCAACUCUGCUCCAACACACCUGAAUUGAGUCGCUACACCAGCAGCCAUAUGGCUGAGGAGCAGCUCCUUUGAUUCAGGUCUGUUGGAGCAGAGAUGCAUUUACAAGUUAAAGGGUGGCAGAUCUCCUGUUCUCAAAAAGAAUUGGUGGCCAUCUUGUUUUGGCUCCUGGGUAACUGAUCAUUCCAGCUCUGUGGGCCUUUGUGUGGAAAUUUUUAAAUGAAUUUAACCGUUGAAAUGUGCUGACUUCAAGGGCUAUUUAGUAGCAUAAUUGUUUUGUGAGAAGGUGCAGCUCUCAGCAGUAGCCGCUGAUGGAUUUCUAACACAUGUACAGUUGGAGACUUGAGUAAUGUUUUUUGUUUUUAUUCCUGCCUUUUAAUAAAUACUGUUUACAAAUGGUCUGCUGGAAAUUGGAAUUUCUGAAAUAAACUAUUUUGUGUAGAAAGUCUCCUGCUGUGUUUUCUGAACUUGGGAAAUUUGGUUACUACUUUCAUCUCUUAAAAAGCACCUCAUUAUCUUCAAUAUGUAUUUAGGUUUCUGCAGGAUACUUUUGCCAUGUAAUCAGUCCACUGGUCCCAAUGGCACCUGUAGAUAUAUUUAUCUACGCAUGUGUUAGCGUUGCGGUUAGCAGCCUCUACAACCCACUAGUUCUGUAAACAUUCUCCAUCAGUAGACAGGCGUGUCUUCUGAAACAUAUUUUCUUUAUAUUACUUUUUGGACAAGUUUAAAACCCCAUUCUUACAGUCCUUGGACUCUUGAAGUGCCAGAAGUUCUCUGUUAAAGAGUGAAAACACUGGAUCAAUCAACAACAAAGAAAUUAGCAUUUGUCUUUCAGGAUAUUUUAUUCAAAGGCCAACAAAGAGGUUGUUGAAGAUUCUCAGAGAAAAUUAGAAUUAUUAAAGAAUAUACAUUGCUUCUUAUAGUCUUGUCCUGCAGUGCUUGUCACACAGUUCACAAUUCCUUUUACAAAACUUCCCAUUUCAGCAUCAGCAUACACAAAAAAAGGUGUAAGCUUUAUACUGUUAGGUUCUAAAUCCUUUAACCUUUUUAAAAUGAAAAUAACCCUCAAAAUACCCUGAGUUCAUUUUCCCAGUAAGUAAGCCAAAAUUUUCAUAACAGUAUUAUGUUUUGUUGUUUGUACCAUCCUAACUGAAGAAUAGGGGUGUUUUGCCACAAGAGAAACUGGUACACAUCACAAGGAAAGAACAUGAUAUAUUGAAGUAACAUCUAAAGACAUCAGCCAGGAAGUUAAAGUUUGGGCGCAGACUGACAGUGUUCUUAGGGUUAUUGUCCAUUUGGAAGACAAAAGUGGGUGUAACAACAAAGUCAGUGUUUUGGUGUGGCCACAACAAAGUCCAAAGGGCUGUUUCACAAAAUGAGUAAAACAGUCUCUUAAUUAAACUUUGAUUCGGCUUUACAAAAGCAGUAAUUCUGUCAAGCUAGCCUGCUCCAGACCAGGCUAACCACCAGUCUUAGUUAAGCUUGAAGCAUUAUCUGUUCAGUCAGCGGUCAUACUGGUCAGAAACCGUUAAGUCUUGUCUGUUAUUCCAUUUUCUUAUCUGCUUUGGUACUUUUUUUAUCAUCCUGCUUUAAAACACCAUUAAUUCAUAUUCAGUCAAGUACUAUUAUUAUAACACCAUGAUGUUAGCAAAUAGAAUUAUCCGUUUUAAAAUGACCCAUAUGGCCUCUCUUGCUGUUUGAUUGUGUUUUUGAAGACCUCUGUUCAGUUUGUCACAAAGGCCUUAAUAGACCAUUGCAGAGGAUUAGAGAAAUGAUUGAUAAAGAAACAAAGGCAUUAUUACAAUCAGGUCAAGCUAAAUUAUUUGUGGAAUACCUUACUGAUUAAUUUUAAUCUAACUUAAAAAAAUGUUCAUGACGUAAAUUAACUUUAUUUUUUGCAUAUAAUUAAACAAAUGCAGUUUAAAUCACGCAAUAUUUAAAACAACUACUUAUUUACAUCAUAAACAUACAUUUUGCCCCUGUCCAGGGGGCUGAUAAUAAAAUACAUUUUAUAAGCUCAGCUACAAUUUAUUGAGAAGAACCUGCUGCAGCAGACAGAAAGGGGCGGGGACAGACCAGAUGUGGAAAUGGCGCCAUUACACUCCAGAACUGAAGGGGCGCUAUUUCUUAUAUAAUCUAUAGCAGAGGUGUCAAACUCCAGCCUUCUGUCCUGCGGUUUUUAGAUGUACUACAAGUACAAAACACUGGAAUGAAAUGGCUUAAUUACCUCCUCCUUGUGUAGGUCAGUUCUCCAGAGCCUUGCUAAUGACCUAAUUAUUCUAUCCAGGUGUGCUGCAGCAGAGACACAUGUAAAAGUUGUUGGAUACCAGCCCUCCACAGGUGUCAAACUCUAGUUUGACACAUGUGAUCUACAGUGUGAAGGUUUUUAUCUUUAGAAAUCGUUUUGGAUUCCAGACAUGAUUAAAACAUAAUUAUAAAAUAGAAUAUAUUUGUAUAUAUAGUGGUAUAUAGUAUAUUUUAACUAGAUAGUAUCUCAUUAUAAUGCAUUUUUAUUAUUUUAACGUUAUGUUGGAAAAUAGAAUGACUGACUGAAAUACAGUAGUUAUCUCCAUAUAAUAAGAUAUCUUUGUUUUUUAAUUAGAGUGGGAGCAACGGGCUUCCAUAUAUUAAAAUUAUGCAGUGAAGUCUUUUAUUGUCAACAUUCAAACCAACAUGAUGACUCUUCAACAACAUUUAAUUUCUCUUUGGGAUCAAUAAAGUACUUCUUAAUUUGAAUGUCUUCUAGGGUUUCAAGAUCAAGAUGGAAGAAUCUAUAUAGACCAAAACUGUUUCAAGGAAAGUAGUUUUUUUUUUUUUUUUUUUUUUUUUUUUUUU
This is a messenger RNA of Gambusia affinis (western mosquitofish), 7271 nucleotides long. It is a transcript of the gene ccdc142, whose product is annotated as coiled-coil domain containing 142. The record is from RefSeq and is a predicted model, not a curated record. NCBI's taxonomy places the organism in Eukaryota, Metazoa, Chordata, Actinopteri, Cyprinodontiformes, Poeciliidae. The coding region runs from base 546 to 3869 and encodes 1107 amino acids. The transcript has 15 exons.